AGAACGAACUAAAAGAGAGAAAUCUCAUAUUAAUAAGUAAUAAUAAUUUUUAACGAUAAUUAUAUAACGAUAUACUUUACGAUAUAUAUAUAUAUUAUUAUAUAAAAGAUAUAUACAAUAUGAAUUCUUCUAUGAAAUCACUUUUCCUUGUUAUUUUAUUAUUAAAUAUAUUAUUAGUACCAAUUGGUGCUAAUGUAAUUGGGAUUGCAGAAUUUACUAAACACAUCAAGGGAGUUGCUAAAUUCAUUUUUGAUGGAGAAAUGAAAAUUAUAGUUAAUGUUAAAGAUGGUUUAGAUGUGGGAUUGGUUUAUCCUUUUCAUAUUCACGAAUUCCCUGUUAGAAAUCAUAACUGUUCUACUGCCGGUGGUCAUCUUGACCCUACAAAUGCCGCUGUAGAAGGUAAAUUGUAUAUGUGUGAUCCGAACCAACCAAAAAAAUGUGAAGUUGGUGAUUUAAGUGGUAAAUAUGGUGGUUUAAUACCAAAUAUUAAAGGUCAUGUUCAUAAACAAAUUAACGAUCCAUUCGUUAAAAUAUUUGGCUCAUUUGGUAUUAGAGGUCGUUCUAUUGUGAUUCAUAAACCUGAUUUGAAUAAAACAAGACUUGAUUGUGCUAAUAUUAAAAUUGUACAUAAUCACAAACGUAGUCUUACUCGAUUAAUCUAAUAUUCUAUAUUUUU
Rhizophagus irregularis DAOM 181602=DAOM 197198 is the source of this 676-nucleotide messenger RNA. RefSeq lists its product as uncharacterized. Gene Ontology annotation, molecular function: metal ion binding. The record is from RefSeq and is a predicted model, not a curated record. Lineage: Eukaryota; Fungi; Glomeromycota; Glomeromycetes; Glomerales; Glomeraceae. Gene Ontology annotation, biological process: superoxide metabolic process.